Messenger RNA from Styela clava, 1091 nucleotides. NCBI's taxonomy places the organism in Eukaryota, Metazoa, Chordata, Ascidiacea, Stolidobranchia, Styelidae. The record is from RefSeq and is a predicted model, not a curated record.
ACUUUAUUUGAUAGCAAGCAUAGCCAUGCGACAAGAGCGCCUUAAGCUGUACACGGAACCGUACUACCCUCCGGGGUAUUGUGGGUACAGCCCACAAUUCCCUUUUCAAUUUGGAGACACAUAUGGGAAAACUACUUCUCGACUUUUAACCGACCCAAAAGUGGCCAAGUCCGGUAACAUGGUCUUAGCAGAUAUUGUUCCAAGCAAUGUGAGUGAAAUAAACAAGCAAGUUCCUCCGAAUGACUGGAUGAGGCAACGAAAACAAAGCUGGGGCGACCACAAACUGACGGACAAAAUGGUUCCAGGUUAUACAGGGUAUAUACCAAGCGGCGAAGACCACUUUGGCAGCAGAUAUGCUAAAAUAUGUAAAGCAGCAAUCACUGAUUUUGACAAAGAACAACAGUUAUAUCAUGAUCGCAGAAAAGAACUGAUGAAACGAAAGCCACCACUAAUCCAGCAACAAAAGCCCGCACCCUACGUCUCAAUCAACCCUGUGCAGCAUUCCAUAUCACCCUAUUUCAUGAGUGAAUACGACCCAGAUAAAACGUUUAUGUCUGGAUACACCGGAUUUAUUCCGCGGUCUAGAUCCAGAUUCGCGACUGGAUAUCCGGUAUUGACAAUGGAAUCGUUGAGAGAGUUCACUGGCCAUCAGCAAUUUUUACAAACAGUUGCUAAACAAAGUGUGAAUAUGGAGAGAAAUAAUUUACCCAGAAUAAAAAGUUCGAUCGACAAGUCGUCAAUACGGCGUCCCAUCUACGUCGAUAGUGGAUUGCUUCCCCAUUAUACCGGUUAUCUCCCGGGACACAAAUUUCGAUUUGGAGACACCUAUGGCACAAGUUCAAGAUAUUUUCACCAGUCCACAUGUUCGAGAGUUUUAUAGAAACUUAGAGUUAGUUAAUUGUUGAUCAAUCCUCGAAAUAAUUUUGAAAUAUUGUAAUAGAGCAAUUUCACCCAUGGUUAUUGUAUGUAUUUUUAUAUAAACGUUAUUAAUAAACUUGGGUCGUAAAUCCAUCUCUACUUCGUGAAGACCUCAUACGCACACUUGAGCAAAACGGAAAAAUUAAGAAAAUACAAUGACCAAUAUCCUGUGU